AUCUGCCGACACAGGCCUAGGCAUGCGUAUGGGGGGAGGCCGGGCGACAGUUAACAAUUGUUUCUCAAGUCUAUUUGAAAGUCGGUUUUUAGUACACAAUAUGCCCAGACGACGACGACCCCGUUGCAAGGUGAAACCGUUGAUAGCGCUGCACGAGGAUCCGGCCGGCGACAGCGAGGCCAGUCAGGAGGAGCAGGUCGAGAGCAAGAGCGACGAUGCGGAUGUGCCCGCCGAGACGCAUGAUGUGCCGAUGAGCGUGUCGCCCAGCGAGUGGGAGUAUCGCCUAUUCCCGGAGCUGCACAACCAGCUGCCGGCGUUGCCCACGUUCACGGACAUCUUUGGCCAGCACUCGGAUGUGAUGUAUCAGGAGAAUGCGCCAGCGCCGCUGCCCGAUGCUGAGCAGAGGCAGGCAAUAGGGCAGCAACAGCAGCAGCAGGAGCAACAGCAGCAGCAGCAGGAGGCGGCAUCCGCUCCGGCGCCGGCCAGCCAGCUGAACGGAACGACGCGCCCAUUGCUGCCGGACAUCUUCGGCUUGGACGGCCUCGUGGCCAAUUUGCGUGCCUCGCGCAGCAGCACGGCCAAUGCCAUCCAGCUGGUCACCGGCGAGGAUCUGACCACGUAUGGCCUGGACCUGGCCAGCCAGGGCGACAUCUACGUCCACUUCAAUGGACCGUUCACCCAGCAGCCGGCCGGCCGCAGCUCGGCCAACUGCGCCCUGGAGCUGGGCAUGCGGGGCAUGCGCGAUGCCAUGGACAAGUAUCCAUCGCGGCCGCCCAUCUGGGAUCCCUUUGUGCCGGAGACACGCAACCUCGGCCUCAUCAUGCCGCUCAGCUCGCAGGCGCCCAGGCUAUCCGUAACGAAGUUGUCGCAGCCGUCGUCACACGAGAAAUCUGCCUAGUUUCGAUAUCAAUGAUUUGGCAAACUUUCAAAUUGCUGUUCGCUUGUAUUCGGUUUCAUGUCAACAGCAGCAGCAACAACAACAACAACAGCAACAACAUCAGCAUGAACAACAACAACAGCAAGAUUUCAACUUGGCUCACCUAUAUACUAGACACGACUGCAUCAAUAUAUAUAUGUGUAUAU
This is a messenger RNA of Drosophila navojoa, 1083 nucleotides long. RefSeq lists its product as uncharacterized. NCBI's taxonomy places the organism in Eukaryota, Metazoa, Arthropoda, Insecta, Diptera, Drosophilidae. The record is from RefSeq and is a predicted model, not a curated record.